CCCACCCAAAACUAGCUAGCUGUGGCAGCCCGCCACGUAGCACUCCCUCCUCAUUAAUUUUCCCGCCAUAUGACGUGGCACCCAUCCGCCACCUUUCCCCCCAUUUCCUUUAUAUACCCAUUCUCCCUCUCUCCCGUUUCAACUCAUAACUAACUAACAAAAGCCCUGUUUGGCUCCCCACUUCAAAGUUCAAACAACCCCCUCCCACAUAACCAUUCCAAUGGAAACUCCCCAACCUCAUCCCAAACAAGCCCUUACUACUACUCCCUCCCCCGCCGCCGCCGCCUUCCUCCUCUCCUCCGUCUCCUCUCCCAUCACUCUCAAGUUCGUGGACCUCUGCUACAGAGUAAAACUCCCCACCAGCGCAAGCAACACCGGCAGCACCAUCCGACGGCUGAUAUCUCCCCACGAGAAAUCGACGGCGGCAAUCGAGCAGCGGACCAUACUAAGCGGCAUCACCGGCACCGCCUCGCCAGGCGAAAUCCUCGCCGUCCUCGGCCCCUCGGGAAGCGGGAAGUCCACUCUCCUCCACGCGCUCGCCGGCCGUCGUCACCGCGGCGGCGUCGUCACCGGCACCAUCCUCGCCGCCGCCACCACCGCAGCCUCCAAAAAACUGUCCGCCAGGCAGCUCGCCAGGCGGACCGGUUUCGUCGCGCAGGACGACGUGCUGUUCCCGCACCUGACGGUGCGGGAGACGCUCGUCUUCUGCGCCUUACUCAGGGCCACCUACUCGUCCAGGGACGAGAAGAUGGCCGCGGCGGAGUGGGCGAUUGCCGAGCUGGGGCUCGGGAUACUAUAAUUGGGAACGGAUUCGUGCGCGGAGUUUCCGGAGGGGAGAGGAAGCGCGUGAGCAUCGCGCACGAGCUGCUGAUCAACCCGAGCGUGCUGAUUUUGGACGAGCCGACGUCGGGUUUGGACGCGACGGCGGCGUACAGGCUGGUGGCGACUUUGGGACAGCUGGCGAGGAAAGGCGGGCGGACCGUGGUCGCUUCGGUCCACCAGCCGUCGAGCCGGGUGUACCGGAUGUUCGACUCGGUUCUGGUCCUGAGCGAAGGGCGGAGCUUGUAUUUUGGGAAAGGUGGGGACGUGGCGAUGGGUUAUUUCGAGUCGGUUGGUUGCUCGCCGUGUUUUCCGAUGAAUCCGGCCGAUUUCAUGCUCGAUCUCGCUAACGGUACGCCCGAUUUCCUUCUCCUUUUCCGCUUCCGUACGUGUGGAAUUUUUAUUUAUUUAGUAUAUAAAUAGUAUAAUGAAUAUGUACCGAAUAAUGAAACUUUUGAGACGUAACAAGUAUAAAUUUCUCUUUUGCAAAAAAAAUAGCAUGAUUAUCUGGAGGAAGAAACUACCCUAUAAGUAAAUCUUCUAGUGUGAGCGAACAUAUUUUUGAUAAUAAGUUAAUAACUUUUGUUGCCCCUAAAGGAAAAGGUUAGGACAGUAAAUAUAUAUGGCUUGAAGACAAUUUAAGGAUUAAGGAAUAGAACAAAACCAAAAGCUAUGUUAGUGGGAUUUUUUCCCUUUAAUUAUUAUACCUGAUAAGUUGAAAGAAAAGCUCCAAAGACAAAAAAACUCAAAAAAAAAAAAUUUUGAAAUUUUAAUAACUUGGGAUCAUGAUGUGAUUAGGGCAUCUUAAUUAAUAAUUAAUAUUAAUCCUGUUAUAUGGAGGAAAACAUAGAUUAAGCUGUUAAUUGGUGUCCACGUGCUUUGUUUUGUUGGGUAGUUUUGUAUGGUAGAUGUGUCCUAAUAAGUUGGAUAGUUUUGUUUGUUUGCAUAUAUGUGGAAAUUUUUAACUUGUAAUAUUGCAAAAAACAGUUUUGUUGAUAGCGAACAUUGGUUGAUUUCGGACGUAUAAUACAUUAACGGUACGAUGGAUGUGUCCUAAUACCUAAUACUAUAAUGGUAUAGUACUAGCUGCAAUGGGUGCAUAUACAUAUGGGAUCAUGAGUGAUCUCAUUUGAAAGGGACAAAAGAGAAGAAAAGGUGGUUAAGUUAUCAAAUCUCAAUUUAACUAAUUAAUUAUCAAAAUUCCCAAUUCCAGUAUUAUGAUAUAAGAGAUGGGGAUAUAUUUGGCCGUGAUGACAUUCAUGGCGUGAGAAAGCAUUGUCAGAAUGGGAAAAAAAGGGAAGCAAAAAGAAAUUAAAAGGGAAUAGGAGAAGAUUUUUAGGUUUGGAUCAUUGUUUGGCUUUCACCCUCCCAUUUCCAUCUCUUAUAUUAUAUCCAUUCAUGGAUAGUUUUGUUUUGUGAUGUGGAUGAAAGGUUGGUUACUAUUGCCAAAAAAACAUUUCCCCUUUCGUUUAGAUACUUCAUAUGUAAAAUGGUACUAACUUGUAUUCAAAAUUAAUCAGGUUCCACAAAAAAACCUGGUAUGAUCUAUAACACAAGUUCAGAAGUCUGUCUCAAAUUUUAUAACGGUUAUAAUGCACUUGUCAACCUUUUUCAUAAUGUAUCAGCACACUUAACUUGCUUGUUAUUCUUCUCACUUAUGUCGCUAAAUAGAGUCGUAUGAUUUUAUGUUUACAAAUGGAGAACCAUAACUACUACUUUCCAAAGACUCUAAGCAAACUUUACACAUCAUAGGAAUGAAUCUCAAACAUGGCU
Linum trigynum is the source of this 2592-nucleotide messenger RNA. Lineage: Eukaryota; Viridiplantae; Streptophyta; Magnoliopsida; Malpighiales; Linaceae. The record is from the annotation of a GenBank genome assembly.